Molecule: messenger RNA, 363 nt
Organism: Lactuca virosa
Lineage: Eukaryota; Viridiplantae; Streptophyta; Magnoliopsida; Asterales; Asteraceae
Source: the annotation of a GenBank genome assembly
AUGUCCAGGGAGUCAUCGUAUUGGUGUUACAGAUGCACACAAAUCGUCGGAGUAGUUGUUGUGGUUAAAGACAUCGUUGUGUGUCCUUACUGCGAGGGAGAAUCUAAUGAAGUGGUGGAUUUUCACACGCCUUCACCGCCGGAAUCUCGAUGGCGUUUACAACCUUUGCCGCCGACGAUGUCAGAGUUUCCGAUGAGGUCAGGGUUUGAUCGGUUGCUCGAUCAGUUAUCGCAGAUUGAGAUAAACGGAUUAGGUAGGGCAAUACAUCCACCGGUAUUGAAAGCGAUUGUUGAAUCGAUGCCGACGAUCGAGAUCUCAGAUUCACAAGUUACCAGCGAAUUGCAUUGUGUUGUCUGCAAAUAA